AUGGCGUCACACAGCAUCGUCUACGCUAAGCUGUGUGUCGUACAAGCACCUAAAUCCUUUUCAUGCGGUAACGCACUUAACCGAGAUCAACAAAACGGGUCGGGUCAGGCACACCCCAAGGCAGAAACAACACCCAAGAAAACCCGCUCCCCACGUGCGGGAAAUGCACACACCAAGGUGCAAGCUUCCCUUCGUGUCUCCAACAUUACCCGCGGACGCUUCUAG
Molecule: messenger RNA, 225 nt
Organism: Pyrenophora tritici-repentis Pt-1C-BFP
Lineage: Eukaryota; Fungi; Ascomycota; Dothideomycetes; Pleosporales; Pleosporaceae
Source: RefSeq, a predicted model, not a curated record